Penicillium oxalicum is the source of this 885-nucleotide messenger RNA. RefSeq lists its product as uncharacterized. Bases 1 to 885 code for a protein of 294 amino acids. The transcript has 2 exons. Lineage: Eukaryota; Fungi; Ascomycota; Eurotiomycetes; Eurotiales; Aspergillaceae. The record is from RefSeq and is a predicted model, not a curated record.
AUGUGGCUCAACGUUGGCUUUUGGAAGAACAACCCAAGUUCCUUCCAAGAGGCUUGUCAGCAUCUAUUCGAGGAAAUUCUCUCUGAAGCUGGGAUCUCCAAGGAUUGCUCUCACGACUUCUCGAUUAUCGAAGUUGGAUGCGGAUGCGCUGAAACGGCCUUCUUCAUGCGUGGACAUCUUCCGCACAGGUUGCGUGAUUAUAUCGGCAUCACCAUCAAUGAUUCUCAAGCAAAGUAUGCGAAGGACAGACUCCAGAGUCUGGUUGAUGAUUGCCUUCCUAUGUGGGAAGGUCGGGAAUCUCCACUAAAUGAAGUUUUCAAAGCCGAUGCAGCAGACCCCGAUACUUGGCCAAGCCACGUUCACGACACGAUUGAUCGGCUUAUACGGUAUCAACAAGGCCCUAAGAAUAAUGAAAAAAUUCAGUCGGAUAUUUGGCUACUCGCUAUUGAUACCUUGUAUCAUUUCAAGCCGAGCCGACAUGGGAUCCUGAAGUUUGCACAUCAAGAAAUUGGCGCCUCUUUCAUGGCAACGGACAUCAUCAUUUCAUCGUCUUUAUCGAUCUGGAACCGCAUUCUGUUGAGGAUUUUGUUCUAUUUUCUCUAUGUUCCUUGGACAAACAUUCUCACUCGCGAAGAAUAUGUUAGCAUGCUGGCUGCAUGUGGUUACGAGAAGGAAAAUAUUCAGAUCCGUGACAUCACAGACCAUUGUUUCCCUGGCUAUGACCAAUUUCUUGCUAGGCAAGGCCGAGACUGGGAGAGAAUUGGAGGAUCCCCCGCGGUAUUUCGCCCAAUGCUAUUGAUGGGCAGAGUCACUGCGUGGUGGGCCAGAUCGGCUACAAUCCGCGAGUGCAUAAUCAUCGCAAAGAAAUCUGGUCCAGUACCAUAA